UCAAACCCAAUUAAAUACAAAACAAGACAAUCAAUUACAGUUAUUAUGUUGUACAUGUCAAUGUGACAGAUUUCACUCUAAUUUUCCACAAAUGCAAAUAUAACUGAAUGGAAUAGAAAAUUCCAUCACAGUUUCUAUUUCAUUUGAAGGAAAGCUGGGUUUGGUUGACCGACAUGAGUUUAACAGAGGAUUCGGUCACCGAGUUGGCGAAUCAACUGAUCGAAUUGGUGAAGGGGAUUUCUGGGUUGCCUGAGUGCAGAGGAAUUUGCAAGAAGAUGCAUGGGAAUUUGGUCCGGAGAAUCAAGCUGUUGAGCCCUCUGUUUGAGGAAUUGAAAGACAAUUAUGGAGCUCUUAAAGAUGAAGAUGUUCGAGCACUUGAGGCGCUUAGGGUUGCGUUGGAUGCUUCCUUGAGGCACCUGGAGGGGGUCAUCGAUGGAAGCAAGUUGUAUCAGGCACUGCAGAGGGACGCUGUUACAGAUCAAUUCCAUCAUAUUACGGCACAGAUUGAGGCAGCAUUGAAUAAAAUUCCUUAUGAUAACCUUGAUAUGGCAGAGGAGGCUCGAGAACAGAUUGAACUUGUGCAUGCUCAAUUCAGAAGAGCAAAAGAAAGACUGGACUCCCCUGAUUUGCUACUGGAUCGAGAUUUAGCCAUGGCUCAGAAAGAGAAGGACCCUGAACCUGCAAUCCUAGAAAGACUUUCAGAAAAGCUGCAACUUAAGACCAUCAAUGCUCUAAAGAAAGAGUCAGUUGCUUUCCAUGAAUUGGUUAUCUCAAGUGGGGGAGAGCCUGGGGAUUUUAUUGAGAAUAUGUCAUCCCUUCUUAAGAAGCUAAAGGACUAUGUUCAAAUGAAUUACCCUAUGGCUGACAUCUCCGAGGGUGAAAAGGGGUCAGUUAAACACAGAUCUCCUCUUAUUCCGGAUGAAUUUCAAUGCCCUAUUUCUCUUGAACUUAUGAAAGAUCCUGUCAUUGUCUCUACUGGACAGACGUUUGAAAGAUCUAGUAUUCAGAAAUGGCUGGAUGCCGGGCACAGGACUUGUCCCAAAACCCAGCAGACGCUGUUACACACGGUCCUGACACCUAACUAUGUCUUGAAGAGUUUGAUUGCUUUGUGGUGUGAGAGCAAUGGGAUUGAGCUACCCAAGAACAAUGGAACCUCUAAAAGUAAAAAAGCUGGAGGCCAUUUCUCAGACUGCGACAGGCCUGCUAUUGUUGCAUUAUUGGAAAAAUUAGCGAAUGGAGCUACCGAGGAACAAAGAGCUGCUGCGGGUGAGUUAAGAUUACUGGCAAAGAGAAAUGCAGACAAUAGAAUAUGCAUUGCCGAGGCGGGAGCCAUCCCACUACUCGUAGAGCUACUGUCAUCCACUGAUCCUCGGACCCAGGAGCAUGCUGUGACAGCCCUUCUCAACCUUUCUAUAAACGACAGUAACAAGGCAACUAUUGUAAUUGCAGGAGCAAUACCUGAUAUUGUAGAUGUGUUGAAAAAUGGCAGCAUGGAGGCAAGAGAAAAUGCAGCUGCAACCCUUUUCAGUUUAUCUGUUGUAGAUGAGAACAAGGUGGCAAUUGGAGGAGCUGGAGCGAUUCCAGCUCUCAUAAAAUUGCUCUGCGAGGGGACUCCAAGAGGAAAGAAAGAUGCUGCCACUGCUAUCUUCAAUCUUUCGAUCUAUCAGGGAAACAAAGCAAGGGCUGUUAAGGCUGGCAUUGUUCCACCACUGAUGAGUUUGCUGAAGGACGCAGGAGGUGGAAUGGUAGAUGAAGCAUUAGCAAUUCUUGCCAUUCUUGCAACCCAUCAAGAAGGGAAGAUUACAAUUAGUCAGGCUGACCCAGUUCCUGUCUUGAUAGAAUUCAUACGGACCGGUUCCCCUCGCAAUAGGGAGAAUGCUGCAGCUGUAUUAUGGUCACUCUGCACGGGCGAUCCGCAGCAGCUGACAAAAGCUAGGGAGCUUGGUGCAGAAGAGGCACUGAAAGAACUGUCAGAAAGUGGCACUGAGAGGGCUAAAAGAAAAGCUGGAAGCAUAUUAGAGCUCCUUCAACGAGGUGACUUGGCUGUCAAUGUCAUAUAGUUCAUUGUCAUAUUUACUUUAGUUUUGUUCAUUCACAAUUGGAACUGUAGAGCAAUUUUUCAAUGGUAGAAGAAGGUAGUGGUAAUAUAGAUGGGAAAGGUGUACAUAAAUAGCUAAUAUGAGAAGAGCCAAUGAUUGGUGAGUUUCCCUCACUGAAAUGCCAGAGAACUCACUGGCUCUUCUGCUUUAUUAGUUGGUUCAGCUUAUGGGAGGACUUGUUAUAAGAUAUUACCUUCUGUGUAACUUCUACCUGCCUUUAUGACACUUUCUGAUAGUUUUAGAUGGAGAUUGGAGAGUAACUCAGUUAAAACCUGCUUUCAUAUCCUUAUGGGAGGACUACUUGUUAUAAAAAUGCUUGAUAGCCCCAUUUAUAAUCUC
Messenger RNA from Tripterygium wilfordii, 2438 nucleotides. Its product is annotated as U-box domain-containing protein 14-like. Gene Ontology annotation, cellular component: cytoplasm; nucleus. Gene Ontology annotation, biological process: cell surface receptor signaling pathway; protein ubiquitination. Bases 174 to 2060 code for a protein of 628 amino acids. The record is from RefSeq and is a predicted model, not a curated record. Gene Ontology annotation, molecular function: protein binding; ubiquitin-protein transferase activity. The transcript is spliced from 5 exons. Lineage: Eukaryota; Viridiplantae; Streptophyta; Magnoliopsida; Celastrales; Celastraceae.